This is a messenger RNA of Lodderomyces elongisporus, 1422 nucleotides long. RefSeq lists its product as uncharacterized. Gene Ontology annotation, molecular function: transcription cis-regulatory region binding. The record is from RefSeq and is a predicted model, not a curated record. NCBI's taxonomy places the organism in Eukaryota, Fungi, Ascomycota, Pichiomycetes, Serinales, Debaryomycetaceae. Gene Ontology annotation, cellular component: nucleus. Bases 1 to 1422 code for a protein of 473 amino acids. The transcript has a single exon.
AUGUCGAUGCAAUCGCGAUCUCUGAGUCUCAAAAGAUAUUCAACCAUCGACUUGGACUUUGUUGGCUAUGAAUGCAAACACAAGUAUCAAAAAUACAGAGUCAAGUGGCUGAAUUUGAAGAGGAAAUGCACUAUAAAACUCAAAGUUAAACAAACUACAUCAUCCACAAUUGGAGCUCCAGCAGCUUUAUCAACUGCAAUAUAUUCUUCUUCUUCUUUUUCUUCCUCCUCCUCCUCCUCUUCAUCUUCAUCAUCGCUGUCACAAAGACUUACUCGAAAUAGCAGCUUUCGCAGCGUUCUAACACUCAGAGCUGAUCGAAUUUAUCAUAAAAGUUUUCGAGGCAGCAACCAUAACAAACACAACAACAAUAGUGAUGGAAAGGAAGGGAAAGAAAAAGAAAAAGAAGAAGAAGAAGAAGAAGAUAAUGACGAUAACGAAGACAGCGAAGUCGAGACAAUUGAAACUAUAGUAGUUGAUGACUUUUAUGAAUUGAAACAAAUUCCAAACAUUGUCUUUCAAGUGAAAAACCAAGAGCAAUAUCAUAAACAAGAUCCACACUCACCCAAAUGUGGCGAAAAGUUAUCGCUAGAUGACCUCGAGGACUCAAGUUUAUCAUCUCCCACAAGAAAUAAUUUGGAAUUUAAACAUGAAAUUGAUGCGCAAGAACUUCCAUCAAAGACGACCACUAUUGUUGACACAGUAACUAGUGAUGUAGAUGAACAAGGUGAGAUUAUCUGUAAUGAUCAAAUAGGAGAAGUGAUUGCCAAGUUCAAUGUGCAACAACAACAACAACAACAACAACAACAACAACAACAACAACAAAAAAAACAACAACAACAACAACAACAACAACAAGAACAACAACAAAACCACCACCACCACCACCAUCAUUUAAACCAGGUACCACAUUCACUAAGCUCACCUGAACUGCAUUAUAAUCAAAAUCAAUCGAGGCAACUUACAAAUGGUCCGAAUUUGAGUCAAGUACCAGGAAACACUAGCUCAACUCUUUUAAAUACGCCGCUUAGAUACAGGUCUCAACUAAACCAGUACCUUGCAGUAGUUGAAGAAUCCAAUGAAGAGGAAUAUCAUCAUUAUCAACAACAACAACAACAACAACAAGAUUUAGGCGUGCCAUUUACGAACUGGAGAACAUACUCACAAAGGGCAAACAGAAGGUACUCUCACUAUCAAUUGGUUGACCUGCAGCAGCAAUUGGGAGCAAGAGUAAAUGCCAACGCAGGUUUGGGAUUGAAAAUGGGGAAAGAGAUAGGAGUGUGCACCAAUUUUGACAAACUACACCAACAUAUGAAUAUCAACUCGAAAAUCGUUGACGAUUUGAACCACUGCUGGUAUGUGGUGGAGUUGCUAGUUUGCAUAGUUGCAACAUGGGAAAUAUUUCAAUUCUUUUAUUACUACUAA